Messenger RNA from Centruroides sculpturatus (bark scorpion), 3061 nucleotides. RefSeq names its product carboxylesterase 5A-like. The transcript is spliced from 3 exons. Lineage: Eukaryota; Metazoa; Arthropoda; Arachnida; Scorpiones; Buthidae. The record is from RefSeq and is a predicted model, not a curated record. Bases 1218 to 3056 code for a protein of 612 amino acids.
ACUCAAAAAUAUAAUAAUAAUUUGACUACUUCUAAGAAGCGUAGGGUUAAAAACCCGAUUUUAAAAAUGAUAUAUCAUAACUGCUGACUUUAGAGGAACAUUUCCUAAUUUUCUUUUAUCAACAGUUUUUAGUCAUGUCAAAUUCCGUUGACUUCAUAGAAUUCCCAAGUUCAUUAAACUUCCAUAAUUAUAGCAAACCAAAAUGAUAAACCCGUGUCGUUUAUAUUACUGUGCUUUUUUUUAAAUUUAUUCUCAUCUUUUCCCUCGAAAAGAUAAUUUAUAUCCCCAAGGGUACAAAGUAUGAGAUGAAUUCAAAGGUAAACGACUUCUAUUAAGCAAAUUAUUGUCUACUACAAAAAGAAUUAUUUAAUAUUUAUUUUUAAUAACAUCAAUAAUAGAAGCUAGCAGAUGUCUGAUAUUGUCGCAAAUAUUUCCGGUUAGUCGGAUUAUCGAAAGUUUGUCAUUUUAACUUGCGGUCUGUAAAUUUAAUGGAGGUUAAGAUGUUAAAAUCGGUUAAAUAAAUAUUUUGAUUAAUAGGAUUUUUUUUAGUUAUGAUUCUAGAAUUUCUGGAAAUGAUUUUUUUACAGGUCUAUGCCUUUUAAAAGAUUAAAGUUCAAGCGGUUUAAAUUUAUACUUUGAUAAAAAUAACGAUGCGAGAUAGAAAAUAUUUAGUAGUGGAUGGAGUCUUAUAUCUAAUAGAACGACAAUAAUUGUAAAAUUUUAUAUCUACGCCACUUAAUUUGGUUAAAAUUUAUCUUUGACCUCUAUUUAACUAUUAGAAAUAAUUUUAAACAGCGUUAAAGUUAAUGUGGAAGAAAUAACGAAAAUAGUUACAUAUAAAAUAAUUUUUAAAAUUUAAAAACAUUUGAAAUAAAGUGACAUCAUCGUCAUUAGUAAAAAUACAAUGUUGCAAUAAGAUACGAAAUAGAGCGAAAUAAAAAAAAGAAAUACAUGCAUAUAUAUAUGUGUAACAUACAGUUUUUUAACAAAUACAGCGAUAAGUUAUACGCACAAAGCGAAAGGACAAUAAUGCGUCGAAUCAACCGCUGGCAGAGAGAGCUCUUGACAAAUCCAAGUGGCUGUAGAUGCCAGCCAGUUGAAAACUAUUGCGGGAACUCCACACUCGACCUUCGAUCGCCCCCAGAUAGAACACGUGACUGUAAGGUCGAUGACAUCCUCCAUUCACGUGACUACCGACUAUAUAGAGAGGUAGACACAUGCGCUUCACACACAAGCUCACAAAUAGCCAAACUCAAAAGAUGUUUCUCUACCUGCUAGCUUUUGCGUUUGGCGCUGUGGUACGGGCCGACGUUAGCGCUACUAAUGGAAUGUUGAGAGGACUUAGAGUAGAAACCGAACGAGGUUCUGUGACCAAGUAUCUUGGCAUUCCGUAUGCACAACCUCCUUUAGGGAACCUCAGAUUUCGUCCUCCUAUUGCAUUGAAUUCCGCACUCCAAGAAGGUGAUGCCACACGAUCGGGACUGCAAUGUCCUCAGCCUCCUCAUCUGAAAGAAGUUAUGAGUCCUCUCUUAUUCUAUGGAAAUAUGUCAAACUGGAGCGAAGAUUGUCUGCAUUUAAACAUUUAUGUCCCAGAAAGCAGAGAAGUUAUGCCGAUAAUGGUUUGGUUAGCUGGAGAAGGAUUUAGUUACGCAGAUCCGACACAAUUCGAUGGAACCCAACUGGCUGCUCUUGGUAAAGUUAUCGUCGUUACCGUGAGUUAUAGAGUUUCUGUAUUUGGUUUCUUAUCCUCUUUAACUGCAAAUGCUCCUGGAAAUAUUGGUCUUCUCGAUCAGAGAAUGGCACUACAGUGGGUUCACGACAAUAUCAGAAAAUUUGGGGGAGAUCCCGACAGAGUAACGCUGUUUGGCAGAUUUACAGGAGCUAUGGCAGUUUCUAUGCAUUUGGCAUCACCUCUCCAUUAUAACGAAAGACUUUUUAAAAGAGCUAUUAUCCAAAGUGGUAUAGCUACUGGCAAUUAUAUUUUCGAAGAUAAACCGAAAGAAGCCUUGGAACAAUUAACCAAAUUAACUGGAUGUGAUAAAGCGAUAAAUUCAAUCGAAUGUUUACAACUAAUGCCAGCAGAUGAAUUACUGAAGGCCGCAUUACCUCUUUCUGACAGAUGGCGACCCGUUAUAGACGGACAUUUCUUGACUGAAGAUCCGAUGACAACGUUCGAACGAGGCAUCCAAACAAGUACGGAUCUCCUCCUUGGCACCAAUAAGGACGAAGGUUCUAUUUGUUUGCUGACUUUGUAUUUUUUGAAUUCUCCCGCUUAUCAAGAUAUCAUUGGAAACACCUUACAAAGUUACAGAUUUAAAGAACUCUUAAAAGACAAUCUUCUCGACUAUUACAAGACUGAAAAUUCUAUUUUAGAAGAAGUAGCAUAUGAUAAAUACAGAUAUAUGGAUGAUUCUAGGAAAAACUUGAGAGACAAAUAUAUUCAAUUUUGUGGAGAUUUAUAUAUUAAAAACAACAUGGAGAAGUUAGCAAGAUUGGCUUCGGUCAGAAAUCGUGUUUACGUCUAUCAGUUCGAUCACAGACCGUCGUUUUCAAUUCAGCCUCCAUUUAUUUCUGCUGCUCAUGGCGAUGAUGUUCUGUUUACUUUUGGUUUGGCUUAUCAAUAUGCAAAUUCUACACCAGAAGAAAAGAAACUCAGUCUGAAAACAGUCGCUGCUUUUAGUAAUUUUGCAAAAAAUGGGCAUCCUGAAUUUGAAAAUUACCCACAUUUAACGUGGCCCAGAUACACUUACGUCAACAAAACAAUUCUUCAUUUCAACGUUAAUAUGAAUGAGAAUUCUACAGUUUCCGGAUGUAACGAUCCAAUCAUUUCUUUUUGGGAGAAUGUCGUGCAAGCUUUAGAACAUUGCAAAAAUACUUUGACACCUGUAGAGGAUGGAAGAGUUUACUUUUUAGACUUAAAACUGAACACAAGGACAGUCGAAUGUUUAAUAUUCGUUCUUGUAGGCGUAAUCAUAUUUUUAAUAGUUAUUGUAGCGUUUAUAGUUCGUUCGGCUUGCAGUAAUUCCAAAAGUGAAGAACCCUACAGAAAAUUAUGAAAAUC